Molecule: messenger RNA, 1356 nt
Organism: Meyerozyma guilliermondii ATCC 6260
Lineage: Eukaryota; Fungi; Ascomycota; Pichiomycetes; Serinales; Debaryomycetaceae
Exons: 1
Coding region: 1-1356 (451 amino acids)
Biological process (GO): endoplasmic reticulum inheritance; septin ring assembly
Cellular component (GO): perinuclear endoplasmic reticulum; endoplasmic reticulum membrane; cortical endoplasmic reticulum
Source: RefSeq, a predicted model, not a curated record
AUGACGGCCCUGCGUGCCCUGCGUGCACUCCAGGCACUUUUUUCGUUUGCCUACUUGGCUCUCGUGAUUUUAACUGUACCCUUAGCUUUUGAUGUGGGCGGAAUACCUUGUGGGUUAAGCUACUCAUUUACGCUUUUCAGUAUUUAUUUCGUUCUUACCACAGUCAGAAUGAUCACAAAGAAGUCUCGUUGGUUCAGGUGGGUGUCGCUUCUUUACUAUACCCAGCAUUUUGUUAUACCGAGCUUGCUCACAUUUUUCUUGUCGUAUUACUCCACUAAACAACCAUCACCUCGACUCAAUCCAGUUGACGUUUGGAAGUUUUGCGUGGUAAAUUCGACUCCAAUCAUCACCAUCAUGGAGGGGUUUUGCUCUCUUCUUCUCAUUCAAGCCGUGGGCCAAACCCUCAACUGGUUCACCAUACACCGCUCGGAUAACUGGUUAAUUGUGUCAUUGGUGGGUAGCGGAUUGACCACAACGACUGCUUGCUACUUCUUGUACCGUAUCUACACCUUGAACUUUACCAUCGAUAUGGUCAAUGCUUCUUUACUCGGGUCGUCGCUUACCCUCACCAUUGGAAUUGGAGCUUUUGGAAUUGUGUCUGGUCGUGGAAGUAUGAUCGAAUCCUCAUUGCUUCUUGCAUAUAUCGUUCGGUGCAUCUACGAAACCUUCCCAGACCUUUCUGAGAACGCUUCUGAGGCAUUAGCAUCGUUGUUUGCUCAAACGACUACAACAUUAAAGAAUCAAAUCCCGCUACUUCCUCCAACAAUUAUCGAUACCGUACUGAAUGCGGUUCCCUUUUUAGCCUCUAAUUUGCCAAUGACAAUGAAAACAAUCUGGCACUUUUUGGUGAUUUCCUUACAGAAACUAACGAUUCCACUCCUCCUCAGCUUGGCUUAUCGUCUUUCGGUUUUCUACGCGGCAACGAAAAUCAUUCCCUCCCUUUACUACGGAUCCAUGUACCCCACGUUCUCCCCUCCACGAACACCAGCGUCCAAGUCGAGACAAAGCUCGUCUUCGUCAUUAUUUCAAGAAAGCACAAUCUCUAAACCUCCACAGAAAAAAAUUCGCACCCGUCAACCAAAAGCUACCAUCCUCAAGCUAAUCUACGCAUAUUCCCCUUGCUUCAUCAUCUUUGCCUACACCCACUUGAUGAUGCAAUAUUCGGGUCAAUUGGGCACUGAACUCAAAUUAUGGGGGUUUUGGGAGUCGUCAGACUUCACCGUCAUCGUGCAUCCUUGGCAGUUCUGGAACUGGAUCAAUAUGGCUACUACAUUGUUGCUCUACACCGCCGAGCUUCUGGGGAACACAUCACCAUCGGGAGGGAAUGCUCUAACCAGUCACUGGAAAGUUGAGUAG